Molecule: messenger RNA, 3090 nt
Organism: Calliphora vicina (urban bluebottle blowfly)
Lineage: Eukaryota; Metazoa; Arthropoda; Insecta; Diptera; Calliphoridae
Gene: yin
Product: yin
Exons: 6
Coding region: 150-2345 (731 amino acids)
Biological process (GO): dipeptide import across plasma membrane
Cellular component (GO): plasma membrane
Molecular function (GO): dipeptide transmembrane transporter activity
Source: RefSeq, a predicted model, not a curated record
ACAACUAAAAUAUAAUUAACAUAAGUACAGUUAAAGUUAAAUUAUUCUACAAUAAAUGUGUAAUUGUUAUCGAUACUUUUGAAAAGUUAUCGAAUAUUGUUAUAAAAAAAAAACUGAAAAGUGAGAAAGGAAAAACAUAUUUGUUAACAAUGGUCAGCAGUUCUAUAAAAAUAUCGGAUAAGGAGCCGGUGAAAUAUCCAAAAGCUGUGGGUUUUAUCAUCAGCAAUGAGUUUUGUGAACGUUUCAAUUAUUAUGGCAUGAGAACCAUUUUGGUUCUCUAUCUCACCAGUAAAUUGCACUAUGACAAUGACACUUCAACGGUUUUGUUUCAUGUCUUCACCAUGUUGGUGUAUUUGUGCCCCCUGGUGGGUGCCAUCGUUGCUGACAGUUGGCUGGGCAAAUUUAAGACUAUUCUGUAUUUGUCUAUAGUUUAUGCGAUUGGUGGUAUAAUUGUGGCUUUGGGAGCAGUACCUUCGCUUAAUCUUCCGGUGCAGCCGGCAACUAUACUGGGUCUAGUCCUUAUAGCCAUUGGUACGGGUGGUAUUAAACCCUGCGUUUCUGCUUUUGGAGGCGAUCAAUUUAAGUUACCCGAUCAAGCCAAGCAAUUGGCCACCUUCUUUUCGCUUUUCUAUUUCGCCAUUAAUGCUGGUUCUAUGAUCUCAACCUCGGUGACUCCCAUCCUUCGAGAAGAUGUUCAUUGUUUUGGCGAUAAAGACUGUUUCUCUUUGGCAUUUGGAGUCCCCGCCAUUUUGAUGUUGCUCUCUGUUAUAAUCUUUAUAGCCGGCAAGAAACUGUAUGUUAUGAAACCCCCAGCCGGUAACAUGAUAUUUGGAGUCUCUCAGUGUAUAUCCCAUGCCAUAGGCGGAUGGAGAAGGGAGCGUAAGACUAGUCCACGCAAGCACUGGUUAGAUUAUGCUGAACCUAAAGUGGGACAGAAAAUGGUAUCCGACACCAAGACCUUGUUGAAGAUUUUGGUAUUAUUUUUACCCUUCCCCGUAUUCUGGGCUCUAUUCGAUCAACAGGGUUCCCGUUGGACAUUCCAGGCCACUCGUAUGGAUGGUGAAUUGUGGGGUUUCACAAUUAAACCGGAUCAAAUGCAGGUCAUUAAUCCUUUACUGAUUUUGGGUUUUAUACCAAUAUUUGAUUAUGUUAUAUACCCACUUCUAUCCAUAAUUGGCAUAAGAAGACCUUUACAAAAACUAACAUUGGGAGGUCUUUUGGCAGCAGUGGCUUUUAUAUUGUCAGCAUUUGUGGAAUUAAAACUUGAAGCUUUGGAACCGGUUCUACCCACCGGCAUGACUUCCCAGCUUAGAAUUUAUAAUGGCAUGCCUUGUCACUACAGCUUCAAUACCGAACUACCUCUCAGUGAUAUGAAAAAAGACAACCAUUUCCCUUCAUUGGGCUUGUGGCAAGAAAAUGAAAUAAUGGCUCCCCUGCAAAUGGCCUACAAAUUUGAUGCCACUGCCGUUGAUUCGAAUUGCCCUAGUGUAUCGGGCAAUAUUAAUGUGGUGCCCGGAAAAGCAGUCAGUUAUUUUAUCGCCAAUGACCGCAUGCAUGAAUUUGAAGAUAAACCCGAGAAACCUAAUUUAGGUAAUCCCAUUGUCAGAGUACUGCUUAAUAUACCCGCCAGUGAGGGUAAUUUCAGUUUGCAUGAUUCCAGUGAUCUUAAGACGGCUUUAUCUUCGUAUAACACUUCGCAGGCGAUAACUGUGGCAAGAGGCAAUGUGAUAUUGUCGUUAAAUGAUGUGCCUCUAACAAAUGUUACGGCUAGAGCUGGUGGAGUUUAUGUAUUGUUGGUCAAUGGAAAUAAUAAAGAAGGAUUUAAUUAUCAAACUCAUGUAGUAACGGAGCCCAAUUCUGUACAUAUGAUGUGGCAGUUGCCUCAAAUUAUUGUCAUAACAGCAGCUGAAAUUAUGUUCUCCAUCACCGGUUUAGAGUUCUCAUUCACGCAAGCACCACAGUCCAUGAAAUCGGUAUUGCAGGCAUGCUGGCUGCUCUCAGUAGCCAUAGGCAACAUGUUGGUAGUGGUAAUAGCUGAACUAAAAUUCUUUGAAUCUCAGGCCGCUGAAUUUGCCCUGUUUGCCGCUCUUAUGGUAAUUGAUAUGUUUAUCUUCAUGUUACUGGCCAUGCGUUAUAAGUAUGUAGAACAUGAAGACGAUGCCGAAAAUCCUGCACUACCACCAGCCACCUCAUCGUCUACGGCCUCUACCGAUGAGUGUCAAUGUACUGAACCUUCAUCUUCGUCAGAUGAGAAUAAUACUAAAGAGCCUAGAGCAAAUAUUACCAAGGAAUCCAUAAAGAAUGGUAUUACCAAUGAGGCUUAUGUCUAUAUGGAUGAAAAGUAAUGAAUAUGGAAUGUGUUAUAGUUUUUAGUAAAGCAAAAGAAAAGGUUCUCUGUGAUGUACUUAUUUUUUUGAAUGUUGUGAAUUUAUUCUAUAUUUUUUUUUUGUAACCAUUCUGUCCCUUUAGUUUUUAAAUGAUUUUCAAAGAGUUUUUCAAAAAUCUUGUGGAAAUCAAGUUAAACAUAAACUUUGUUACUUUCUUAGCUUUUGUAUUAUUUAUCUAUUUGUUAUUAUUUUAGUUUUCUUCAUCUUUUCUUGUAAUAUUUAUCUACUCAACUGUUUUAAAACUUUUUGUUAACAAAUUUCAUGUAAAUUUUAUUACAUUUGUCUAAUUUUGUUAUACAAAUUCAUUAUCUUUGUUUUUAGUUUAAGCUUUCAUAAAUGUAUAUUUUUGUAAAAUAUUUUAUCUAAUAAUAAUUAAGGGGACAUUCACAGUUUUAUUGGGUUAGUUUGAGGCAUAAAAUAACUUGGCUAAUGGUUAUUGUAUCUAGAAAAAGAGUUGCAGUAUUUAAAAAUAUCUGUUUUAAGCCUUACAAAUAUUUUAUUUUAUGAUAUUUUCGGCUGUAGUCAAAGAAACUGUGAGUGCCUCUAAGGAUUUCUCUUGUCGUAAUCUCUUUUAUUAUAGUCAAUUAAUAUACAAGUCUGUGUAAAAUAUAUUUUUUGUAUAAUUUAAGUCAUUUUCUUUUUAAUAAAAAUAAAUAAAUUAAUUAAACAAUUUUAAAAAAGUUUAAUAAUAAAAAUAUGUAUA